Molecule: messenger RNA, 570 nt
Organism: Komagataella phaffii GS115
Lineage: Eukaryota; Fungi; Ascomycota; Pichiomycetes; Pichiales; Pichiaceae
Exons: 1
Coding region: 1-570 (189 amino acids)
Cellular component (GO): cytoplasm
Molecular function (GO): gluconokinase activity
Source: RefSeq, a predicted model, not a curated record
AUGAAAUAUAUCGUUAUUGUCGGAGGCCCCUGUGGCACAGGGAAGUCCACUGUAGCCCAUGAGUUGGCUCUUCACUAUAAAGACAGAAACAUUCUACGAGACGAGAAGGAAGUAUAUAUUGAGGGCGAUUCCUUCCAUUCACAUGCUAAUAUCGAGAAGAUGAGUUCUGGAAUACCGCUAACGGAUGAAGACAGAUUACCCUGGCUCAUCACUUUGGCACGGUAUUCUAGCCAACAGUUUACUAAAGAGAAUUCUGGUGAUAUUUGUUUCCUCUCAUGCUCUGCACUUAAGAAAAAAUACAGAGAUCUGCUCAUUCAAACAAUCACCAAGAUUAAUCCAGAUAUUCAUCCAAUUGUUAUUUUCCUCCAUGGAGAUCCCGAGGUACUCUACAAACGAGUCAGCGGGAGAAAAAACCACUUUAUGAAGCCCCAAAUGAUCAAAUCACAACUAGACACUACAGAGCCUCCAGACAGUUUUGAACUGUCUUGCAUCCCCAUUGAUACAACCAGUUACAGCACGAUAAAAGACGAGAUAGACGAUGUAAUCGGCCGCCUAAAUAAGUACCUAUAA